Messenger RNA from Clunio marinus, 1382 nucleotides. The record is from the annotation of a GenBank genome assembly. Lineage: Eukaryota; Metazoa; Arthropoda; Insecta; Diptera; Chironomidae.
AUCAUCAGUUUUUCAUUAACCACCCAGCAUUUCAAUCAAUCAGAAAACAAGAGAUUUAAACGGCCGGUUUAUUUUUAUUGCUGCUUUAGUGGAUUAUAAGAAAUUUAAACAUGAAAUUUUUGGGCGUAGCAUGUCUGCUUGCUCUUGCUGUGCUGUCAAGUGCUGAAGAAGAGAAAAAAGUACCCGAAGAAACAAAAGUUGAGGAAACUAAAGCCGAGCCAUUAGCUGAUAAGAAACAAGACAAACGUGGAAUUCAUUCUUUCGGUGACUGGUCAUCAUCUCAUGAUCAUGGACAUCAUGAAGAAAAGGUUUUGACCGUCAUCAAGAAGGUGCCAGUUCCAGUACCACAUGUUAAAACUGUUCAUGUUCCCCAUUACAAGGAAGUCCAUGUUCCUUAUCACGUCAAAGUUCCAAAACCAUAUCCAGUUGUCAAGCAUGUUCCUUAUGAAGUCAAACAAGUCGUUAAAGUUCCAGUACAUGUCGACAAACCUUACCCUGUUGAGAAGGUUGUUCACUACCCAGUACAUGUCAAAGUAGAGAAACCAGUUCCUUAUGAAGUCAAGGUUCCAAAACCAUACCCAGUUGUAAAAGAAGUCAAAGUACCAGUUGAAGUUAAAGUACCAAAGCCUUAUCCAGUUGAAAAAACUGUCCACUUUCCAGUUGAAAAGAUCGUUCAUGUUGACAAACCUUAUCCAGUUGAAAAGGUUCAACAUUAUCCAGUGCAUGUGAAGGUUGACCGUCCAGUUCCAUAUCACGUUGAUAAACCCUAUCCAGUUUAUCACGAAAAGAAAGUUCCAGUACCUGUUUACAAGGAAGUGAAGGUUCCACAUCACGUGCAUGUUGAUCGACCAGUCCCAGUAUACAAGGAAAAGAAAGUCGAAGUCCCAAUAAAGGUUCCUUACCCCGUCCCAUACCCAGUCCACAAAGAAGUCCCAGUACCAGUCUACAAGGAAGUUAAAUACCCAGUCCAUGUUCCCGUUGAACGACCAGUCCCAAUCACACUCGAGAAGCACGUCCCACAUGUCGUGACAAAGUCAAAGCCUUACAAGAUCGAAGUUCCAACACACCAUGGUCACAGUGGCGGCGGAGGUGAUGGUGGAUACAGCAGCGGAGGUAGUGGACAUGGAGGUGAUGGCGGAUACAGCAGUGGAGGUAGUGGACAUGGAGGUGACUUCGGAUUCAGCAGCGGUGGUGGCGGACAUGGAGGUGAUGGUGGUUACAGCAGCGGUGGUAGCGGACAUGGAGGUGAUGGUGGUUACAGCAGUGGAGGUGGACAUGAAGGACUCUCUGGAGGAUAUUAAACUGUGAUUACGUCUACUAUUAAUAUCUACUAAAUAUCACAUAACUUGUUACCUAUUAAACAUAUGCGCGCAUGUGUCACU